UUGUUGGCCGCCUCUUCUCCUCCAGUGUGUGGACCCACAUCUGAAUAUAGACUAGAGAAGAGAGUGUAUCUGCGGCAUUGUCUGGGAUUCAUUCAAGUGUUUUUCCUUCAUACUCAGCUCACCUUAACUUUACAGACAUGGCAAAACCCAGAGUUUUCUUUGACAUCACAGUGGGUGGCGCACCAGCUGGCAGGAUUGUAAUGGAGCUGCGGGCUGACGUGGUUCCAAAGACUGCAGAGAAUUUCCGAGCUCUCUGCACCGGAGAGAAAGGGAUCGGCUACAAAGGCUCCUCCUUUCACCGCGUCAUCACCAAUUUCAUGUGUCAGGGUGGGGACUUCACCAACCACAACGGAACUGGAGGCAAAUCCAUCUAUGGGGAGAAGUUUGCUGAUGAGAACUUCACGCUGAAGCACACAGGUCCAGGCAUACUGUCCAUGGCUAAUGCUGGGCCCAACACCAACGGAUCCCAGUUCUUCCUCUGCACAGUUGAAACUGGAUGGCUGGACGGGAAGCACGUGGUGUUCGGCAGCGUUGUGGAGGGCAUGGAUGUUGUCAGGGCAAUGGAGAAAGUAGGCAGCCAGAGCGGCAAGACUAGCAAAAAGGUUACCAUUGCUGACUGUGGCCAACUGUAACAGAGCAACAAAGCACUGUCUCUCUUCUCAAUCCUAAAGAUAUCUUCAUUCUCAGUAUCAAGCAGCUGAUGAACCCAAUCUCUUAAAUCCAAAUGAUUUCUUCUGCUUGAUAUUGGUGGCUAAAUAUUUUGUAAUCUGUUCUUUUGGGAUCUCAUUUUUAAAAAUAUAAAUAUAACUGUAAUCCAGAGGAUAGACCUUGAAUUUUCAAAUUAAAGAAAGUGAAAGCUUUG
Messenger RNA from Notolabrus celidotus (New Zealand spotty), 862 nucleotides. Its product is annotated as peptidyl-prolyl cis-trans isomerase-like. Gene Ontology annotation, biological process: protein folding; protein peptidyl-prolyl isomerization. The coding region runs from base 138 to 632 and encodes 164 amino acids. The transcript is spliced from 5 exons. The record is from RefSeq and is a predicted model, not a curated record. Lineage: Eukaryota; Metazoa; Chordata; Actinopteri; Labriformes; Labridae. Gene Ontology annotation, molecular function: peptidyl-prolyl cis-trans isomerase activity. Gene Ontology annotation, cellular component: intracellular membrane-bounded organelle.